Messenger RNA from Bursaphelenchus okinawaensis, 2531 nucleotides. NCBI's taxonomy places the organism in Eukaryota, Metazoa, Nematoda, Chromadorea, Rhabditida, Aphelenchoididae. The record is from the annotation of a GenBank genome assembly.
AUGGCAACCACCACGAGAAGUGAAAGUGGUGAGUUCGUAUAUUCCCCUGCCUGACAUGUUCGUAUCUUCCCCUACCGGAGCGUUCCCUUUUUUGUAAACAAGCAAAUGGGACGUCGCCCCGGUUUCGGCUCGUGUUUUUAAUGUUUUUUUUUGCUUAGAACUCUCGGAGACCGACGUUGACGAGCUCACUGCUUUGGUCCCACGUUCAAGUCGGGGUGGAGUAAGUUUCUGAGGUUUGGUGCUUUUAUUGAAUAUUAUAAAAUAGAUUUUUAUUGUGAUGACUGCGUUAGUGGAUUGCAAUAAUUUACUUCUAGAAAAUGACUGCGCACAGAGAUAACGAAUGCUCAGAAGGACAGGAGCAUGAGUCAAAUAUUAUGGACGAAGUGGCGCUUUUGGAAAAGUGUAAGUUUUUGUUUGUAAUGUAAAUUUGAAUUUGGGUUUUUAAAAAAGUGUUAACGCUGUAAAAGACGUCUAUUUAUUAUUUUAUUAAGGAUAUUUUCAGGUCGGCUAAAUUACAACCACAUCGGUGAAGACUAUGUGAACUUGGUGUUUACUGCAUUACGAAAUAUUGAUCUGAAUCAGCCUACGCUGAUCAGCGGAGGGUCAUCGGGAUCGUAUUUUAUUCACAAUGCUGAAAGUGUAAGUUAAUUUUUUUGAAACUGCUUUUGAAUAAUCGAAUUGAAAACAAACGUAUUGUUUACAUUCGUUUUAUGGUGUUUGUUUGUCUUUAAAUUAAACUUAUUACAACAAUUUCAGAAAAUAGUCGGAGUCUUUAAACCUCAAGAUGAAGAACCAUACGGUAUCAACAAUCCGAAAUGGGGCAAAUGGCUACAGAAGGUACUAUUGCCGUGCUCGUUUGGUCGAGGCUGUUUAGUACCUAAUCAGGGUUUCUUGUCAGAAGCGGCAGCCUUUUUGGUCGAUAAAUACUUUGAUAUGGGAAUUGUGCCAGAAACAGCAGUGGUCGGAAUGGCAUCGAAAGUGUUUCACUACAACAGAUUCCAACGCUACGAGGCCAGAGCCAGGAAAAGAGCUGCUCAACAGUUUCCAAAUCUUGGCAAUAGAUUCAACUGGUCUCAGGUUUAUAAGCCUAAGGUAAUUUAUAGCUAUGUUCUUUUUCCUUAUUUAUGGCAAAUCGGUCGUUUAUCUAUAUAAGCUUGUAUUUUAGUAUAAGUCAAUAAUUGCAUAUUUUCUUUUCAGUACGGAAGUUUCCAGCGAUUUGUAAAUGGCUACAUGAGUAGCGAAGACUUUCUCAGAACUUUGAAUCUGGAUAAGUUUUCUGAAGAAGAAAAGAAGGAUCUCACUGUACAGCUACAUCUUCUCUUUGCUCUCGAUUACAUGACGCGGAACACAGGUAUGAUACACUUAAAUGAAGCUGUGUGUUAGUUUGCAAAUUAUAAGCUGUUAGUCACGUCGAAAGUUGUUUUAAGCCCGUUACUUUGUAGAUUAUUUAUUCUUAUACAAGUCUUCUAUUUAUAAUUUUAGAUAGGAAAAAUGCAAAUUUCUUGGUGAAAGUAAAUGAAGUUGAUGUCGAAGAAGAACAAACGACUGCACCUGAUACCCAACCCCAAAGUCUUGUGCAACCAGCAGCACAGAUCAUCAACAUUACUCAGGAUGACGCUGCGGUGAAGGAGACUGAACACGAUGUUGUACCGCCUGCCAGUAUAUCUGUCCCUAGUUAUCCACCAAAGCCGAGCAAAAGAAGAAGUUUCCACAUUGCUGCUAUUGAUAAUGGCCUGGCCUUUCCUUUCAAACAUCCUGGGGAGAUACGAUCAUGUAGGUUUACUUGACCACUUUUCUAUUCGUUAUCCUUUUUUGACAUACUGAGAAGUUGUAAAAAUAUGUUGAUAUUAGUGUGAUGUGACUUAUGGUAAGUUUUAGAUCCGUUCUGUUGGUCGAUAUACUUCCGCCACUUUGCUACACAGCCUUUUGCCGACGAAGUGAAACAAAAGUUGUUGCCGUUGUUGGAAGAUGUCCGGAAAGUUAAAGAGUUGUGCGACAUUUUGAGGGCUGAGUUUAUGGUAAGUAAUCAGCGUUAGUGCUGUUGAAGGAUUUAAACUGUUUUUUUUUAUUUUAAAAUUACAGAAAGACAAGCGAUACCGUAAGAAGAAGACGAUAGAAGCUCAACUGUCAGUGUUCCGUGGUCAGUUGUUAAACUUACUUGAUGCAUUGAAGAGCAACAAAACUCCAGCCGAAUUGGAAUUGGUGAGUUUAUUUCUAUAUUUGCAGAAAAUCAUAUCUUAUAAGCUAAACCAUUAGUUAUAUUUAUUGUUAAGUUUAUUUGGGUUACCUUGUUUUUACAGAGUCGACCGGUGUAUUUGAAAGAGCUUGGUCGCAAAAAGCGACGAGUCAGGGCUCAAACCUCGAGAUCAAGCAUCUCCAGCAUCGAGGACACGUUCGUGAAUGUGGUAGUAGACGGACAACGUGAUAUUAUGGAGCCUGAGACCGAGGGAAACACUCGACUCAGCCAUCCGUGGAAAGAUAUGUACGUUCUCAAGGUUCACACUCAGAACCCCUACUUCUCGUGUUGUUGA